AUGGAAUUAGAGGACUACAGUACUCUGGAGCAAUCAACCGACUCUAAUCCAUACGUGGAUAUUGUUUUGCUUAUGGCAGAACUGCAGGAAUUUUCUGGCUCUUGGCGUCUCACUGAAAAGCUAGCCACAGCCCUACGACUCCCUCUUGACAAAAUCACUAAGGCAACUCCAAAAGGUAAGAAAUCAGAUCUGGGAGUACCCACAAUUGAAGAGAUCGGAAUUCCUUCACAAGAGAAUAGAAAAUGA
Protopolystoma xenopodis is the source of this 246-nucleotide messenger RNA. The record is from the annotation of a GenBank genome assembly. Lineage: Eukaryota; Metazoa; Platyhelminthes; Monogenea; Polystomatidea; Polystomatidae.